UCAGAGGAGCCUACGGCGUAACUUCUGAAUCGACUAUUGACAGAUAGAGGAGAAUACGGUUCUACUUGCGUCAAGUAUACAGCUCUGACUUGCUUUGCGUCUAGUCUCGAAAGAGGAAGAAUGACCAAGAUUAAACGACCAUUUGUGAGGGUUACGAGAAAUCCCCCUAAAGAGGGUGCCCAGUAAAAUCGAUGAUAGUUGACAGAUGGUUCGAGACGACUAGUGACGGCGUUAAUUCCAAACUCGGAUUGGACGGGAAUUGAGUGAAAAUCAAAUCCCUCAUUAGUCAACACCUCUCCAAGCCAAUUUAAACAAAUAACUCGACCGACUCUGUUACCGGCGAUAAUUUUAUUACACGUAGAGAUGCAAUUAUCACCAUUUCCUUGUUCAAUCUCACGUUUUAAUAAAUGCAAAAGGCCCAAAAAUCCUAAAUCAGUUCGAAGAAGAAGAAUAUCGCCAGUGCUAUUCCAGGCUGCAAAUGCGAGGUUACCAUACCUUUCAAUAUUACUGGAACUGUGA
Molecule: messenger RNA, 519 nt
Organism: Rodentolepis nana
Lineage: Eukaryota; Metazoa; Platyhelminthes; Cestoda; Cyclophyllidea; Hymenolepididae
Source: the annotation of a GenBank genome assembly